UGGUUCUUCAAUGAAUCCCAAGCGUCUUGUGCCCCAUUCGAAUACUUGGGUUCUGGCGGAAAUAUGAAUCGAUUCGUUGAUGAAGUUACUUGUAUGCGUGCUUGUGGAACCGAAUACGUUGGUGCUGUUCAUGGUGAAGCUUACCAUAGAGCAGGAGAGGAAGAUGUUAGUGCUGUUCAUGGUGAAGCUCACCAUACAGCGGGGGAGGCCAAUCAUGCAUUAUGUGACUUGCCUUUACAAUCCGGGAAUGGCACUUUCAGAAUACCACGGUUUUAUUUUAACAAGGGUGAGGAGAAAUGCGAACCGUUCGACUAUACCGGUGAUGGUGGGAAUGGGAAUCGUUUUCUAACGGAAGAGGAUUGCGAGCAGCUUUGCUUUGCAAAUCGGUACGAAAAAGAACUUGGUUUUCCCCAGGGAGAUGAUAGUAAGUUGACGUUCUUUGCCCUUUACCAAAAACGCGCUACCUGCUCCGUCAGUAAAGGGUACCACUACGCACAUAUAAUAUGGUAUGGUAUGAUAUGGUAUGAUAUGGUAUGGUAUGGUAUGGUAUGGUAUGGUAUGGUAUGGUAUGGUAUGGUAUGGUAUGGUAUGGUAUGGAUCAUCUUCAUUGUGCUAUGUAUUGUGGUGUUCCUUCUGAUAAUUAUUUUGAUUCCCGUAUUGAUCUGCUGUGUUAUGUUGGCGACAAAGAAAGGAAGAGCCGCAGCUGGAUUAAGUGCUGCAAGCGGAAAACCGACAACCAACAAAUAUGCCAAGAAGUCCAAGAAACCUACAAAAGGUGCUAAAGCGAAAACAAAAUGA
This is a messenger RNA of Haemonchus placei, 798 nucleotides long. The record is from the annotation of a GenBank genome assembly. Lineage: Eukaryota; Metazoa; Nematoda; Chromadorea; Rhabditida; Trichostrongylidae.